This is a messenger RNA of Caretta caretta (loggerhead turtle), 6050 nucleotides long. It is a transcript of the gene TMEM71, whose product is annotated as transmembrane protein 71. The record is from RefSeq and is a predicted model, not a curated record. NCBI's taxonomy places the organism in Eukaryota, Metazoa, Chordata, Testudines, Cheloniidae.
GAGGGUCAGUGUUAUGGGGGUGGAGCAGGUAAUGGCUGGGAUGAGUAAGGAGAGAAAUAAUUAUUAAUGGGGUGAGAGUCAGUGUUGUGAGGAGGGAGAGAGAAGUGAGGGACUAGCCCUGGCUUUUUUCGGUAAAGGAAGGUAAGGGUUGCCAUUGGUAGGAGAGGUUAGGGAUUGAGCUUGUUGAAAUCUUUUGCUGGAGAGAGAGUGAGGGAGGGGUGCAUGCAGUAGUGGUGCUAAGCUUACACAGACUAAGGCCUGGUCUACACUGACGGGGUGGGGGCGGAAUCAAUCUAAAUUAUGCAACUUCAGCUACGUGAAUAACGUAGCUAAAGUUGACAUACUUAGAUCCACUUACUGCGACACUAAGUCGACAACUGACACUCACCCGUCGACUCCACCUGCACCUCUUGUCCUGGUGGAGUACCGGAGUCGACGGGAGAGCGCUCGGCGGUUGAUUUAUUGUGUCUAGAUGGAUGCAAUAAAUCGACCCCCGCUGGAUCGAUCGCUGCCCAUCCAGCAGGUAAUGUAGACAAGCCCUAAGCAAUUAAGGUCAUGGGGGUCCUGAUUUAGUAUUACCCCCAAAAUACCACUAAUCUUAUUUAACAUGGAGUUUUUAACAAGUGUAUUAGUAUGUGUUCGUAUAUUGUUUGGUUUGUGGAAAUAAAAAAUACUUAUUGCAUUGUGGGGGGUGAGGGGUAAAGAGCGCACCUCCAAUGGGCCAGCACUGCCUCUGGGUACAUGGUCUGUCCUUGGGGACUGGUAUUUUUUUCUGUGAAACAUCAUGUUUUAUUGGUGUCUGUUUCAAAGGACUCCACCCCCAUGAAGUACUUUGAGGUACUGGGUAUUUGAUUUCUCUCCCACUUUCCCGCCCUGCCCCCCCUUCCUUGGGAAAAGGAAGAGAAAAAUGGAGGAGGGAGAAGUGCAAAAAAAAAAAAAACCUUUCAAAGCUAAUUUUUUAAAAUAAUACUUGUGAAAAAUGUGGACUGAACAGAAAAUUGCACCUUUUAGAAAUCUGCGGAAUGAAAGUGAUUUGUAAUUUUUUUCAUAAAAGUACUUUACGAUUUUUGACCAGUCUUAGCUCAGAGGGGGCUGGGUGUUGUGUUGGGAUCGUUGAAUAGCAGUGUUAGAAUGGCAUGUAUGUGAGAAGGUAGCUUCAGUGUUUAGAGGAAGGGAUGCUUAUGGUACGAAUGGAGGUGAGGAAGGUGCUGGGGGAAGGGGGUCAGGGUUUAAUGUUCUUGGGUCGUUGAUGAAGAGGGGAGCAGGGAGAAACUCAGGGUUUUGUACUCUUGGUGUCUGUGGGGUUAGGUUUGCAUGAGAUGAGGAAGGGGCUGGGGAUCAGUUUAGGGUUUAAUAUUGUGAGGGACACUGGAGGAGUGAAUUGUUGCUUGGCUCACAGCAGGUUAUAGCAGGUUUACAAUAGUAGGAUGAUGGCUAGUAAUGGGAGUUUUCUAGAUGCUGAACUCAGGCGAAGAAAAGGCACAACAUUAUUGUAGGUGCUGCUGUCAUCUCCUUGGAAAUAGCAGUAGGAGAAAGCCUGACGUGUUUAAUCUGAUACGGGGUAUCUGAUAUGGCAAUUUUCAUUCCUAAACAAAUCUACACGGACACACCCCCAGAGCCCUGACCAGGGGUAUUCUAUCUGCUACCCAAGAUCCAUAAACCUGGAAACCCUGGACACCCCAUCAUCUCAGGCAUCGGCACUCUUACAGCAGGAUUAUCUGGCUAUUUGGACUCUCUCCUCUGACCCUAAGCUACCAGCACUCCUAACUAUCUUUGAGACACCACCGACUCUCUCUGAGGAAACUACAAUGCAGUAGUAAUCUUCCUGAAAACACCAUCCUGGCCACUGUGGAUGUGGAAGCUCUUUAUACCAAUAUUAAUACCACAUGAGGAUGGACUACAAGCUGUCAAGAGCAGUAUCCAUGAUGAGGCCAUGGCACACCUGGUGGUUGAGCUUUGUGACUUUGUCCUUACCCACAACCGUUUCAGAUUUGGGGACAACAUAUACCUUCAAGUCAGUGGCACUGCUAUGGGUACCCGCAUGGCCCCACAAUAUACCAGCAUAUUUAUGGCUGACUUAAAACAACGCUUCCUCAGCUCUUGUCCCCUAGCGCCCCUCCUCUACUUGCGCUACAUUAAUGACAUCAUCAUAUGGACCCACGGGAAAGAGGCCCUUGAAGAAUUCUUCCUGGAUUUAUCUAGUGUGUUAAGCUCAGUUUGCGGUUUUGUUUAUUUACUAAGAUAAUCUAUGAUACAUGUAGCUCCAAAGUGUGUGCAACAGACCUUCUCAAGAUGUAUCGAAUAUCCCAACUAAUGUCAACACCAGCAGCACGUUUUUCAGUGGCUGAUAAAGAGCCCAGGCAAAGUCUGUCCCCUGAACACAUUUUGCCAAGUUACACUUAUGCCUUUCUGGAUAGUGACACCUCCUAUGAAUGUUGUUCCAUAAAUCCCUUGACAGGGUCUCUUUUCACAUGUCGCCGUAGUCCUCGGCUUCUUACUAAUGGCUAUUACAUUUUGACGGAAGACAGUUUUGUGUCUGAUGAAGAUGGUAAUGUAACACUGACCCCAUCACAGACAAGUGUUACCUAUAAGGAGAAAUUAGUUAGAAUAUUCAGGAGAAGGAAGAAAAUCCGUCGCUCUCUUGCUAGUCUGUUCAGUCUCAGUGCCUCGAAUUCAUGGCUUAACAGCACUGUCCUUAGCAAUAUGGAGUCUCCUCAUGUAGAGGAGAUUUGGAAUGAUGGAGAUAAUAAACUAGAUGCCAAUCCACACUAUGGCAAUGAUGACUCUGAAUUUUCUUCUGAAUGCAAAAUCUGGAUGUCACAAAAGCAAACACCAGCAGCUGAUGACUCCUCUUUUUCUAAAGAUGUGGUGUUCAUUCAGUCAAGAAAACAGUUCAGUGAUUCCUCUCCUUGCUCCCAGUUUAUGGUAGAUGGGUAUUUCCAUGAAGAGACUUUGGAUCAUUCAAAAUCCAAUGCAGUGAGAAAUGUCAUUUAUCAAAUGAUUAUGCUGUCCACGUGUUUAAUCAUUUCAGUGUAUGCAAGAUGCUUUCUGGGAGGACGCUUUGCCACUUUGUUGGCCUUUCUGCUGCUGAUAAUUUUAGUUUAUGCUGCCAAGUCAUCUUUUAUCAGUCUUGUCACAUCUUCCAAAACCACCAAAUUACGGAAAUAAUUGAAAGACUGACUCGGUUUGCCAGCAUAUACGGAUCACUUAUCUGGAGCCAUUUUUCUUUUGCCGGUGAGAAACAAUCAGAAUUUUCAGAGCUCUUUCUCCCAAUAAUACAAAGUCAUUUUAUUUGGACUGUACCUGGAUCCUUUCACAGUUUUGUGUAAAGCCUGGCUUCUUAGCAGUCUUUUUCGCACCCAAUCCUGCAAGCAGAACCAUGCAGGCAGACCCCUAUGCCCACAUAGAACCCCUUGAUGCCAGUGGGUCUCUGCAUAGGCAGGGUGUCACCCAAGCUUUGUAACUUGCAGGAUUUGGGGUCUUGGAGACUAAGAUGGUGGGGAAAAAAUAUCUAGCGAGCCCUACAAAUCCAUCUUUUGUUGAUGUUUAAACCGUUUUCAUUCAUGUUGCUGCUCUGGCCAUAGAACAUGCAUUACGGUCUUGAAAUAACUUCUUGUCAAACUGUUUAAAAUCUGGGAAUGGUUCUGGAUAGUGGUGAAUUGGACAAUAUUCUUAAAACUCUUCAGGGCCUUCAUUGUCUCAUCCCUGCCACAGCCUUUUGGCCUUUAUUUCAACUCUGGGUUCUUUACCAGUGAUUUUGAAGACAGAAAAAUAAGUAUUAGAAACACAAGAAAAGAGAGAGUGGAAAUUAAUUGUGCCAAAAUAGUGCUUCCUAUUAGAGAGCAGAAGUGCUACCUUCAGAAAAGUCAGGAAGUCAGAGGGUUGGACGAGCAGCUGGAGAAGCCAGAAUCAUAUGGUUAACAUAACAAAUAAAGAGUCCAUGACCUUUAUUUUUCAAGCAUUGAUCCUUAUUUUACUGAUAUUGGAUUUAAAAGACAAUGCUAAACAUUAAUCUCCGUGAGUGACUAGUGAUCACUGUUCUGUGACUACACUAUCUCAUAACUAGUUUGUUAUACCUACCAAGUAUGCCAAUUUAGCUAACACAGUGUAAAAUUUCAUCUCCCCCUGCUAUAAAAUGAUGAAAAUGUGAUCGCAUAGUUUUGUCUAAAAAAUCUUUCUGCCGUUGCUGCUUCUGGUCUGCUUAUCCCCCAUUGUACUAAAACUGGUACUUGUGGAGCUACAGUUGCUAAAUCUGACCCAUAAUGCUGCCUGUGGAAAGGCCGACUCUGCAGGUGGGAUGUGAACAGCCUGGCAGGCAUAGUAGAAGUAUCUGUAAACUUCUGUAAAAAUUUAAUUUUUAAAAAAUUGAAGGUUCUGAUGAAGGAUAAAAGGAAAUGAUAAAUCACCGUUCAGCCAACUGUAUUUUUUAUCAUUACUCACCUUUAUGGCCAUCCUCAAACCGGAUACAUUUGUGUUUGUGAGAGAGAAUCCCUGGAGAUGUGGGGAAAUGAAGGAAAGCGUAGUUGCAAUUAUUUAAAGUGAACAUGCCAACCUUUCAAGGGGUAAAUAUCAUUUUGCUUGUAUUUUGAAUGUAAGACUCAUCACCAAAAACUCAAGGAGGGGAAACAGCCAUGUUAUCUAUUUUGAUAUUAAAAUACUAUUGCUGAGUAUGUUAAAUAUUUCCCUGAUAAAAAUAAACCAGGUGAGAAACUAAGAGUCCAGUAUUUGUAGUUUAAAUAAAGACACCAGGGUGUACUUCAGGCAGAGAAUCCUGAAGUAAAGGAAAAUUGCUUCACAUAAUAAUAAUAAUAAUAAUAAUACAAUUAUAAUAGUAAAUAAAAACAUUGAGAGGCUCCACACAACUCCAUAUUUUUCUUGUAGUACAGAUGAUAAGCUUGAAUAAUUAUGUGAAUAUUACAUAAUUCAGCUUCUUUAUUCACUUUGACUCUAGAGUCUACUCCAAAUUGACAGAUUACUGUGUGGUAUUUAUAUAUAUUUUGUUACUUAUGAUAUGCUAGUUAUAAUGGGCCCUCUUUUAAAUGUACUUUUUAUCACAAUGAGGAGAAUAAUUCUAGGAGUUCCUCAUGAAAAUAGAAUCAAACUUUUUAUUGCCUUGCUGGGAUGAAACACUGGGUCACAGUUAAUCAAGGUUGAUGAAAGAGUAAAGCCAACAUUUUGUAACAGGGGAGCCUAAAUCCAUAUUUAGGCUCCUAAGUAAAAGUAAAUUGACUUUUGAAGUGCUGAGCAUCUGCAGCUUCUAUUGAUUAGGAGAAUCAGGCUCUUGGGGUAUUUUAAACAGUAUCUCUAAUGAAGUACAAACACUUGUUGGCUAUGGGUUAGUGUGACAUUUGUGUACUGUGAGAUGGCUACUGUAAUCUAAAGUCUCUACCUUCAGUAGCUGACCUCUUGUUCAAUUUUAAUGUAUUAAAUUAAUUAAAAUAUAAAUCCAAUGAGGAAUUUUCAAGAUGCACAUGUAACAAACUUAUCACCUUUUGCUAUUGUAAUCCUUGUUCACCAUGCCCUGAUCUUUUGUUUGGUCAUUCCUUGCUGUGUAAAAUCAAAUUUCAGGCCUAAUCCUGCAAACACUUGAUACCAGACAUAUUGCUUACUCUAGUGAGGAGGCUGGGUUCUCAACAGUAGUAAGCAUUAUGCCCAGAAGUGUUUGUAGGAGCCCUUAGAUUGUAAGCUCUUUGGAGCAGGGACAAAUCCAUUAUUAUCCAUCUGUGGAGCACCCUAUACACCUGUGGAACUAUACUAACAAUAACAGUAGCCCUCAGAACUGAAGGAUGUGGUAAAAAAGAGUACCAGUACAUAAAACAGGAAAAGACUUUGGGCCCAGUUCUUUGGGAUCUGUCCCUUCACUUGUCCUAUACCUUUAUUUUAUAAUAUGCUUAUAUAUUAGAAAUCGAGAACAAUUACUUGUGUGGAUAUUAAUAAAGAAUCUUGCUAAGAAUUGCACACAUUUGUCACCUCAGUGUGCUUGUUAUAUCUUGUUGUUUAGAUUGUAAGCUUUCUGGGGCAGGGAAUGUUAUUCAUUCUGUGUUUGGACA